CCGCAAUGAUUUGUGGAUUAUGUCAAGAGCAAGAAUCAAAAUAUAAAUGUCCUAAAUGUAAAGUACCGUACUGCUCGAUAGCAUGCUACAAAAGUGAAGCACAUAAACAUGAAGAGAAGGAACUGAACCAAUCUACACCGAAGGUUAAUAUUGCUAUAAAGCAAGAAGAUAUCACAGACAACAAAUAUGCUUCUGUAAUUAAUGAUCCUCAAAUUAAGAGUAUGUUGCGUGAACCAGCAUUACAAGUGCAUUUGUUAACAAUUAGUAAACUAUUGAAUGAAGAUUCCUUAAUUCAAGGUAAUGUUAAUUAUGACCAACGUUUAGAACUAGUACGAUUGAAAUUGCAAGAUUUAAGGGCAGGUGGGAUUGAAGAGAAUGAAUUGGUCGAGGAGUUUAUCGGACGAGUGUUACAAUUACUUGAUGAGUGAUUAGUCUGUAUAUAUUUAAUCUAUAAAUUUAACACUAACUACAAUUUAC
Messenger RNA from Spathaspora passalidarum NRRL Y-27907, 477 nucleotides. RefSeq names its product Hit1p (gene HIT1). The coding region runs from base 6 to 428 and encodes 140 amino acids. The transcript has a single exon. Lineage: Eukaryota; Fungi; Ascomycota; Pichiomycetes; Serinales; Debaryomycetaceae. The record is from RefSeq and is a predicted model, not a curated record.